Molecule: messenger RNA, 2485 nt
Organism: Populus trichocarpa (black cottonwood)
Lineage: Eukaryota; Viridiplantae; Streptophyta; Magnoliopsida; Malpighiales; Salicaceae
Exons: 14
Coding region: 655-2007 (450 amino acids)
Biological process (GO): transmembrane transport
Molecular function (GO): transmembrane transporter activity
Source: RefSeq, a predicted model, not a curated record
UAUGCGGAGAAUCUGCUAACCGCUAACUCAUACCCCACCUUUUCACUUUUCUGUUAAUUUGAGUUUGAUACAGUCAACUUUAGGGUUACCCCAUGUUAACUUAACAUAGACUAGAAGAAGCCUCACCAAGAAUUCUGCUGGACUGAUCCAUCUCUGACUCGAUAUGAAAUGGGCUCACUCAAAACUCACACGCCUAGAGAAAUUACGGUAUAUGAGUACGAAGCAGGUUCUUAUGAAGUUCAGGACAAGAGUUUCAAGCCAUAAUUAAUGAAUCCUUUUACACUGCCACUGGUCUUCCCGCUUCGGUUGUGGUAAAAUCAAGACAAGAAGAGUUAGAAGUAACUGACUUUACAAGGUUGCUGAUUUCUUUGACAUAUUUUUGGAAUAGUGGUGGUUUUGCUGUCAUGUGCUAGCGUUUACAGCAUUGAAAUGGACACCCACUACCUCCCAAACGCUCAACUACGAUAGUGCGCUUUAAAUUAAUGUCAGAUGCCUCGAGCCUAAACACAAGACACAUUUUUUCCAGGUUAUAUGUAGACGUUAUUUACUGGUGGUGCUUUAACUGCAUGCUUUUAUAGGUUUUGGUAUGUAGCUUUUGCUUUAGUUAGUUCCUUCUUUGUGUUUUGAGAGCCUUCGCAAGCAAGGGAAAGAGAGAUGGAAAAACUUUCGGCAUUAAGCCAUCUCUUCUUGACUCACUUUCUUCACUCCUUCUCAACAUCCAUGGUGACUCCAGCCACGACUGAUGUUUUUAUGUCCGCACUUUGUCCUGGAGAAGAUGAAUGCUCCCUGGCCAUUUAUCUAAGUGGACUUCAAAAAACAAUUAUAGGGCUUGGGACGCUGGUAACGAUGCCUUUGAUAGGGAACAUGUCGGACAAGUAUGGUCGGAAAGCUUUGCUUACUGUUCCAAUGAGUCUUAUAAUAGUUCCCUCAGCCAUAUUGGCCUACAGCAGGACCAGGAACUUCUUCUAUGCGUAUUAUGUCGUCAGGACUCUCAUGGCCAUGGUCUGUGAAGGAAGUGUCCAAUGCCUUGCUCUCGCCUAUGUGGCAGACAAUGUUCCGGAGAGUCGGCGAGCCUCGACGUUUGGGAUUCUUUCAGGCAUUGCAUCGUCCGCUUUCGUAUGCGGAAACCUCUCCACUCGUUUCCUCUCCACCUCCUCCACCUUCCAGGUUUCUGCCUUAGUGGCAAUUGCAGCUCUAGUGUACAUGAGGUUUUUUCUUCAGGAAUCCAUCAUCGAUGAACAACUCUCUACGCCAAUACUAACAUAUAAGGGGAACGGGAAAGGAAAAGGAAAAGCUAAUGCUGCAUGCUUUGCACAUGAAAUUCCAAGCAAAAAUGUGCAGGUUUUUAAAUCAGCACCUUCCUUGGAGGAUAUGCUCUGCUUGCUUAAGAGCAGUGUGACCCUUUCGCAAGCUGCUGUUGUUGCAUUUUUCUACAGUCUUGCGGAAGUUGGCCUUCAUGCUUCAUUAAUGUACUAUUUGAAGGCGCAAUUUCACUUUAGCAAGGAUCAAUUUGCUGUUUUGAUGGUGAUUUCUGGGAUUGCAGGGACCGUUUCACAGUUGGUUAUUAUGCCUCUAUUGACUCCUGCUCUUGGAGAAGCAAGGCUGCUUGCAGUGGGGCUCUUUUUUACCUGUGUACAUGUGUUUCUUUACAGCAUAGCGUGGACCUUCUGGGUACCUUAUGUUGCUUCCAUGUUCUCUCUUCUGUUUGUGUUUUCACAACCAUGUAUGCGAAGCAUUGUGUCCAAGCAAGUUGGAUCCUGUGAGCAGGGGAAGGCUCAAGGGUGCAUUUCUGGAAUAAGUUCCUUUGCCAAUGUCAUUUCUCCCUUGGUUUUCUCUCCUUUAACAGCUUUAUUCCUCUCUGAAAGGGCGCCGUUCCCCUUCCCUGGUUUCAGUAUUAUGUGCGUCGGAUUUGCAUCGAUGAUAGCCUUCAUUCAGAGUCUCAUGAUGAGGACCGCUCCUCCCAUUGCAAAUCAAAAGGUCGUUAAUUCCAACUAUGUGGAUGCCUAGUUAUUAAAAAAGUUUCUCAAACAACAGUAAUAGCUUCUCUGGUUUUAAGCUGAGCCCUAGUGUUUUAUAUCCUAUCCUCAAAACCUCCCUGGUAUAUUUGUUUAUGGGGAGUACUAGAAACCAAGAUUGGAAUUUCUAGAAAUCGAAAGUCUCGUCUAGCUACAAUGGAUCCAUGCCAAAUGUAAGUUCCAAACCAUUUCAUCUCUAGACCUGAACCUCCAAGAGCCGACAGCAAGAUGCCAGAGCUUAAAUUCUGGAUGGCAUUAGUGUCAGGUGUUGACAGUGUAGUUUGUAUUAUUAUACAGGGUCUGUGUAUCGCUUGCCCGAAAAGUAACAAACAACUUAAUACAUGGGAAGCAAUGUAUUACUUUUUUUUCAUGUGCACUGUUCUCCGAGGAAGAAAGGGAGAUGUGUAAACGGAUUGUUCGUGUUAAGCCAAAUAUAAACUAGUUUGGCUCCCUGCAAGCAGAUUCUUGGA